CCGCUGCCGGUAGAGUGAACGUUAGCUGCCGAGAAGAAGAAGAAGAAGAGAAAAAGCAGAAGUGGCAAUAACGUCGAAACAAUUACUGAUAGGCUUUUUUUAUGAUACAGGGUUACAGCCGAGAAAACUAAACAAUCGUGUCCAAGAGCUGUGAAAGUCAAUCCACUCAAGACCGACAAUGGCUGUGAACGUGUACUCGACCUCAGUGACCAGCGACAACUUAAGUCGUCAUGACAUGUUGGUCUGGAUCAAUGAAUCUCUACAGAUGAACCUCACCAAGAUAGAAAUGUUGUGUACAGGUGCUGCCUACUGCCAGUUCAUGGACAUGUUGUUUCCCAACUCUGUGCCUCUGAAGAAAGUAAAAUUCGGUGCCAAGUUGGAGCACGAAUACAUCCAUAACUUCAAGCUUCUGCAGGUUUCCUUCAAAAAGAUGGGAGUCGACAAAAUCAUUCCAGUAGACAAACUGGUGAAGGGGAAGUUCCAGGACAACUUUGAGUUUGUCCAGUGGUUUAAGAAGUUCUUUGAUGCCAACUACGAUGGGAAGGAGUACGACCCAGUGGAGGCGAGGCAGGGCCAGGACGCCAUGCCCACACCAAACGUUGCCACGUCAGCUCUCAACAAGCCACCUAAAAAGGCCAUCAGUCAAAGUCCGAGCUCUGCUCCCCAGAGGCCACCCGUUGCCAAGGUAGCGCCCAAGUUGGCUAACGUCAGUGCGAGGAAACCUGUGAUGGGAGGAGGCGAUGAGGAGAGGGCGGAGCUCAUGAAUGAGGUUGAGAUCCUGAAAUCUACCAUUCAGGACAUGGAGAAGGAGAGAGACUUUUAUUUCGGUAAGCUGCGGAACAUUGAACUGAUUUGCCAGGAGAAGGAAGGAGAGGGCGACCCCACACUGCAGAGGAUCAUAGACAUCCUCUACGCCACAGACACAACAAACCAGCAAGGCUCAACCGACAUUGACUAAUUUGGGGUUUUCUGGCUCCAAAGAGAUGACGAGCUUGAUGAUGGAGGGUUUCGUGAUACCAGAUGCUGAGGAGCAGGAGGAGUUUUAAUAUUCAAGACUGCAAGCAACUUUUCUCUUUAGAUGCGCUGGUCUACAAACCCACCUCGAGAUCCUUCCUCAAGCCACGACAGCCAGUUUGGUUUUAUAUCCGACGCCAAACUGGAUCUCAACUUGUGGUCCCCUCACCUCACCCUCUCCCCUCAUGAUCCCCGAAUACCAACCUGCCGGACUUCUCUAGCCUUCAGCCGCCGAAACAUCUUUAAUCCACAAAGCCUCGGUCACCGCCUCUACUUCCUACACACCUGUCACUCUGCCCUCACCCUCACCUGUAACCCCACCCCUCCCCCAAAACCAGAUUGUGCAGUACACAUCUGGUUUUUGUAAUGGACUUCAGUGUGAAAAAACACUGUGAUGUUCUCUGUGAGCGUGUGCAUGUGCGUGCGUGUGUGUGUGAUGUGAUGUGUUUAAAAAAAUCAAUUUGAAACAAAUCAAACGUGAAGAACCUCCUCUGAAGACCCGGCUGUCAGUUCACUGAUCACUUUGUCCCACACUAACCCCGUCAAACACGGCCGCCAUUUUGUGCCUCUCCUGUUGACACUGAAUAAUUAACUAAUUUGCAUGAAGAUGAAUUGAGGCAAAGGAACAAAAGCA
Micropterus salmoides (largemouth bass) is the source of this 1648-nucleotide messenger RNA. RefSeq names its product microtubule-associated protein RP/EB family member 1-like. NCBI's taxonomy places the organism in Eukaryota, Metazoa, Chordata, Actinopteri, Centrarchiformes, Centrarchidae. The record is from RefSeq and is a predicted model, not a curated record. The transcript is spliced from 8 exons. Gene Ontology annotation, molecular function: microtubule plus-end binding. Bases 179 to 958 code for a protein of 259 amino acids. Gene Ontology annotation, cellular component: microtubule plus-end; cytoplasmic microtubule; microtubule organizing center. Gene Ontology annotation, biological process: protein localization to microtubule plus-end; spindle assembly; regulation of microtubule polymerization or depolymerization.